AUGGAGCGGGAACAGUGCGCCACUUGUAAGGACUCUGGAAAAGAAGAGAAAAAUGAUAUUGGCAACGAUGAGAAAAAGGACACCGGAAAAGAUGAGAAAAAGAACGCCGGCAAAGAUGAGAAAAAUGACAAUGGGGAAGGAGAGAAACAGAACAACAGAAAAGUUGGGAUCGAUGGCCGUCAACACGAAAAGGUCGACGAGGAGGUCAUCCAUCGGCUGAAACAAAUCUUUGGUCAGCCUACACAGGAAGAGCAGUAUAGACGCCAUGGGACCGAUAUCAACACUACUUGGUUUGGUGUGGUCAAGGAGGCCAACCAGCCGUACCUACACUAUUCGAAUCGGCUUGUCGACAUCCUACGUGAGAGUCAGGUGGGGGUUCAUUCGGAUCGAUUCCCACAGCUUGUCUCCUUUGUCGGACAGACCGGCGCUGGAAAGAGCACAGUAAUCAAGAUGCUGAUCGAUCGCGAGCAAGCCAGGACCGGAAACACUCACAACUAUGCGGCGCCGGUUCCCGGCCUCGUUGGUGACAACAUUCCCACGACAGGCGACGUACACCUAUACGAGGACCCCGGGACCCACUACGCCCAGAAACCCAUCCUGUACGCCGACUGCGAGGGCAUGACUGGCGGAGAGAGCGCACCGCGAGGCUUGGCAUGUCGAGAGAAGAUGGAGAGCGCGAAACGGCCUGGAAAAUUUAUGGGGAAGAAACUCCGCAAGAAGCUCGCUUGGGCGGAUAAUCCCAAGAUGCAGUCGCGGGAGUAUGCAGUGAGGAUCCUUUUCCCGAGGAUCCUGUACACUUUCUCGGAUGUCGUGGUCUUUGUGCUCCGCGAGGUUCGGACCUUCCAGACCGACGUCUUGACGCAGUUGGUCAAUUGGGCAGCCAUGUCUAUCGACAAGUCUAUCAACCAGCCAAGCCUGCCGCAUAUCGUCAUCGUCCUCAACGCGACCGAGAGCCAAAUCGACGAGAAACAAUGGGAUACAGAGACAGCCACACACGGACUCCUCGAUGACUAUCAGUACUCAGUACAUCAAGUCCCGGCCCUGAGAGAUACCCUUGCCAGACUGGCGGCGCUGGGAAAGGUCAUCACGACCACCAAGCAGCUCCUGGAGUACUACUACUCUUCCGUCACAGUGGUGAGGAUUCCCGCCAAAGGACGUUACAUGCAGAUAGAUGAGCAGAUCGGAAAGCUGUAUGACAUUAUCGGUAGGAAAUGUGCUUUGUCUCAUGCCCAGAAAAAGAAGUUCCGCAUGUUACUAAAUGCAGAGGUGCUUCCGCAAUACGUCAACGCAGCCUACGACCACUUUUCGAGACGACUAGAUGAGCCGUUCGACUUCGUAGAAGAAGCUCGCCGUCAUGCCCCAUUGCCGCAGGACUUUGGCGGACACAUACUAAAUCUCAUCCUGUCCAUGUACAGAAACUACGACCGGCGCAGAGGUCGUGUGAGAGAUCUCUUCAUGAAACUUAGCCGUCCAAUUGCCUCGUGUAUCGCGCUGGCUGCUACGAGAGACAAUACACAGGGAACUUACUCGAAUCUACUCCGCAACACCUACCUCGAUCCCCUGCUUGCCGCCCUGCUAGAGUUCUGCAAUCACUGGCUACGCUGUUCUUUUGAGCGAGAUGGCGCAGAAUGCCGUAAUGUCAGAAACUCGCACAAGAAGGGCCACCAAGCUCACACAGGUAGGAUACUGGCUCGCGGCCAUUUCGAGUCAGCCUUCGUUGCCGACGAGUUUUUCCCGGUAUGGAUCGAUGAAAUAGACAGGCACAUCAGAAACCUGGAUGCACGCCUGGGACACUUCGAUCGUGACGAGAGUGCUACUAUUCCAAGGAUACACAUCGACAUCAUGGCCGACUUCUACAGAACUCUGGAUCCCAACAAGCCCGCCGCGAGCUUUAGGAGCAAUCUGACGUGUCUUUGCUGCGUAAGAAGCAUCCCUGAGAACGUCCUUCCAUGUGGCCAUAUUUUCUGCAAGGCUUGCAUUCAGUCUUAUGGGAUAAAUGCAGGACAAGGCUUGUUCAGACUACACUAUUGCCCUCUUCACCCACGAGACACAGACUGGCCGGAGCCAGCCAAGAUCAAAUUCAAGCCAGACGAGGCUGGCGUGAGAAUUCUUUGCCUGGAUGGGGGUGGAAUACGAGCUAUUGUCCAGCUUGAGAUUUUGCGGGCGAUCGAGGAGGCCCUUGGACGCCAUAUCCCUAUUCAAAAAUUCUUUGACCUCAUAGUCGGGACGAGCACCGGUGGCAUCGUUGCUUUAGGCCUAGGUGUCAAAGGCUGGAGCGUGUCGUAUUGCAAGGAGCAAUUCAAGACCAUCUGCAGGCAGGCAUUCACUCCGCGAGGCUUUAAACCCCUUGCAAUGGUCAGUAACAAGAGCUAUUACAAGACGAAACCACUGGAGAGGGCUUUGCAGUCCUCCUUUGACGACUACUCCCCCUUGUAUGGCGGAACUAAGGUCGAAAAGUCCACUGCAACACGAGUUGCAGUCACUUCAACACUGGCAAGCGAAAAUAGGCCAGUUAUCUUCUCGAACUACAACACUGAAGGUGAACGUGAUACUAUGCCGUACAAGUUCUUGAGGCCACAGGACCCCGCCAUGGAGCUUAUGAUCUGGGAAGCUGCCCGAGCAACUGCCGCAACAGCCCCGUAUUUCAAGUCAUUCGUUCAAACGGAAACAAUGGCUGCAUAUUCAGAUGGUGCGAUUCACCAUAACUGCCCGGCUUUAGUCGCGGACUAUGAGCGAAGACUGCUUUGGAAGGAGGUCAGCACCUGGGCCCCGGAUAUCUUCUUGUCGAUUGGAACUGGCCUCAGCAACCCUCGAGUGUCACCUCAAUCCCCAGGCAUGUUCUCGUUGAGUCCUUCGGAAGGCUCGCGGCCUAAAGGGUCCCCACGUCAGCGGAACGUCGCUGGCCUAGGCUACAUGUGGCGAGCUGCUCCUACCGACGACCAAGUGGACUGCGAGGAAGCUUGGAGUCAGUACCGUGCCAUGGCUACAGCGCCAAACCAAAUAAACCGGCCAGUGGGAGAAGAGAGCAGCGUGCGUAUCAAUGUCGAGUUCGAGGGUGAGCGACCCGAGCUUGAUAAGGUUGAGGAGUUGGAAAAUAUGGAGCGGCAUGCGAUGAACAUGAUGAGGGACAACCCCGGGAUCUACGAAGUCGCUCGUAAGCUUGUGGCGAGCUGUUUUUAUUUUGAAAGAGCAGGUGGCCACACUCAGCAUGGGGACACAGGGGAGUACAUGUGUUCUGGAGACAUCCGGUGUCGCUUCGAUGAAGGUAGCCAUGACCUCAUAGGCCUUGGUCACAUCCUGCGAGAAUACAUCCUUGGCAACACCUUCGUACCGUUUUUCUUGUUGGAAGAGAACUACGGCUCACUCAACCAAAGACAACAACAGGUGCCAAUUCCCGUCCAAACCAUCAACAGCAUGUGCUACUCCGGCUGCUUCCAGCUUCCGACCCUCCGAAUUGGCUCAGAGUUCCAGUUUAGUGUAACCUGUCUAUCCUUAUGUCUUCAACCGGGGAGCUACAGCCACAACGAGAAGCGCCCCUUCAUCCAGGAGUGUGUAAGUGUACAUACCCGCCGAUUAUUUUCCAUCAGUGGUUUCCCCCGGAAGCUCGUCACUCAGGACAGCCCUCCGUUAAACAACGCCGAAGACGAGUCUGAGAGCGAAGGGGAAGGGCCUGUGGAACUCCCGGUGCCCGACACUGCGCCAUCGUCACCGGAGGUUCAAAGAUCGUGGGGCACAAGGCUGUUCAAGAGUCCUAGUCUGUACAAGACACUUUCGCAACGUUCCGCUACACCUAAGCCCAAGAGCUCGGGCGGUAUGGCUACGGAGAUCUAUAGUAGCAGAGAUACAAACUCGGUCGACCUAUCCGGCCAAGCAUCGAGCUCGAGGUUGGCGACGAGCAGCGGCGAGUCACGCUCCUCAGCUGAGACAGCUAAUGGUCGUCUGGAGUCAGAUUCUACAUCUCGAGAUGAAACGGACUAUGCAAGAUAUAGAUGGGCCUAG
Molecule: messenger RNA, 3999 nt
Organism: Ilyonectria robusta
Lineage: Eukaryota; Fungi; Ascomycota; Sordariomycetes; Hypocreales; Nectriaceae
Exons: 9
Coding region: 1-3999 (1332 amino acids)
Biological process (GO): arachidonate metabolic process
Cellular component (GO): membrane
Source: RefSeq, a predicted model, not a curated record